AUGCCGCCGGCAUUGAAACCCGCAGCACCGUCGCAGAGCCUCCUCCGAUUUCUGCGCGCGCAGUCCGAGGGCUUCGCCUUCUCUGGCCUGAGCCACGGCGCAACCUGCGUCGUCCGCCGCUGCCCCAAUGCCGCUUCCUCGCGUCGCAAUGUCUCGACUGGCGCCAGCAGCACACCGCGGGUCCUCGUGAGGUAUCUGGGCACGUCGUCGUCGCCCAGGCGCCCCGUCCUCGCCGUGAUGCGGUCUGGCCUCCUGGAUCUUGACGCCAUCGUCCCUAGGUCGCUCUGCAGGAAACAGCGCACCAUGGCGACCAGCUUGAACAACACGCCGGAGCAGCCGCCCACGCCUGACGCACCACCAGACUGCAUGCCAGACAAGAUGCCCUACAAGCCCAACAGACCCACAUGGCGGGAUUGGAUAUUCCGGCGCGAGGACGCAGCGCAUGCGGCAUCGCAGCUGAAAGAGGAGGAUCUUAGGAUCCUGGGUGAUCAAGCCGGCUCAAUCUUCCCGCGCCGGCCCAUGACGGCGAAGGCGGCGCUGGACCCCCGGCUGCGAUGCACCGAGGUGGACGGGAGCGGGAACGUGAUCAUGGUUGACGGCGAGCUCAAGAAAAGCGAGCUCAUUGCCAAGUAUGGGCUCCUCCCGCGAGAUCUCCGCAAGAUUGACUCGUCGAACCUCCCGCACAUCGUCGUCCGCCCCUCUGCCAUCCUACUCAACCUGCUACACUUGAAGGUGCUUAUCAAGCACGACCGUGUCCUGCUGUUUGACGUCUACGGCUCGAGGACAUCGUUUUCGCAGUCGGCAUUCAUGUACGACCUGCAGGGGAAGCUACAGCAGAAGCAGAUGCCGGGCGCCAACAACCUGCCGUACGAGUUCCGCGCGCUCGAGGCGGUGCUCACGUCGGUGACGACGGAGCUCGAGGCCGAGUUCGGGACCGUCCGCGACCCUAUCCUCCUCGUCCUCAGCGAGCUCGAGGACGUCAUCGACCGCGAGAAGCUGAGGAGUCUCCUCUACCUGUCCAAGCGCGUAAGCACGUUUGAGCAAAAGGCGAAGUUGGUGCGCGACGCCAUUGAGGAACUGCUCGAAGCCGACGACGAUCUCGCGGCCAUGUACCUCACCGAGAAGACGCACGAUCUCUUCCGCGGCGAGGACGACCACACGGAAAUCGAGCUGCUCUUAGAGUCGUACAACAAGAUUUGCGACGAGGUGGUGCAGGAGGCGAGCAAUCUCGUCUCGAGCAUCAGGAACACCGAAGAAAUUAUCCGGGCGAUCCUGGAUGCCAACCGCAACUCUCUGAUGCUGCUAGAUCUCAAGUUCAGCGUGGGAACGCUCGGGCUCGCCAUGGGCACCUUCCUCGCGGGGCUGUACGGCAUGAACGUGGAGAACUUCAUCGAGGAGACCAACUGGGGCUUUGGGACCGUGACGGCCGUGUCGACCUUCUUCUCCAUCAUAGUCUGCUGGUACGGACUCAUCAAGCUGCGCAAGGUGCAGCGCGUCAGGAUGCGCGUCGACAAGCACCACAGCGGCGACCGGAGCCAGUUCUUCCAGGAGGACCCCAACGCACUGCUCGACCCCACCAACCGCGAGCGCCUGAGGAGGAUCAACAUGAUGAAGACGGUCAAGCAGCGGCCGAAGCGGUGGUUUUGA
Messenger RNA from Lasiosphaeria miniovina, 1647 nucleotides. Its product is annotated as mitochondrial inner membrane magnesium transporter mrs2. Gene Ontology annotation, molecular function: magnesium ion transmembrane transporter activity. Gene Ontology annotation, cellular component: mitochondrial inner membrane. NCBI's taxonomy places the organism in Eukaryota, Fungi, Ascomycota, Sordariomycetes, Sordariales, Lasiosphaeriaceae. The transcript has 3 exons. The record is from RefSeq and is a predicted model, not a curated record. Gene Ontology annotation, biological process: mitochondrial magnesium ion transmembrane transport. Bases 1 to 1647 code for a protein of 548 amino acids.